GUCUACGUUUUCUAUUUUGCUUCUAAAGAAGUCAUGGCCCAAGCUAAAAGUUUUUUCGAAGACGUGAAAAAGGAAAUAGAAUGCCCACUGUGUCAGGAGCAAUUCGGCGCUAACAAGCAACCGAAAAUUCUGAAAUGUCUUCAUACCUUUUGCAAAUCAUGCUUGGACGGAUGGCUUCGACAACAUCGCACAGGAGCCUUAAGUUGUCCUUCUUGCCGGACAGUAACUGAGUGCCCUAACAAUGACAUCGACAGUCUUCCGUCCAACCUGUUUUACAAACAAAUGGUGGAAAUUGUGGAGGCAUACACUGGCCAAGAAGAAUCAUCAUGUUGCGGGAAAUGCGACGAACAAAAAUCGCUGAGGUUUUACUGCUCCAAUUGCAACUGUUUACUGUGCGAAGAAUGCGCUGCACUGCACAAGAAGUGGAAGGAUUUCAGAGGCCAUCAACUUAAGGAAAUUGGACAACUUCAGUCCAGUGAUGUAGAAGACUACUCUCGUAGAACGAACGUCUGCACAGAACAUGAUGACGAAUUUAGAUUUUUCUGCGACGCAUGUCAAAUUUGCAUUUGUCGUGACUGCGCCAUAUUAGACCACGACGACCACAAGAAAAUUUCGCUUGAGAAAGGACUAGAAAAUAAGACAACUGAAAUUGAGAAUAAGAUACGAGAGGUUCAGGUAAACGGGUCUCAAUUGAGAAACAAAAAGGAAUCUCUAGAGAAACGUAGAAUCAAGGUAAUGAACAGCUUUGAGCGAGCAACAAACAGUGUACGUAUGGUUGCAGAACAGUGGAUUACAUUUAUUCGCAAGCAUGAAGCAGACAUAACAGAAAAGUUAAUGAAGCAGAAAGACGCGUUUGAAGCUGAAUUUUCAAACCAGAUGUCGAGCUUGGAUGGAAGAGUGGUAGAAAUCGAAAGCAGCAUUCAUUUUGGCGAGGAAAUUCUCUCUCGUAGGAAUCUACCAGAAAUUUUAAAUGUUGAAGAAAUGUUGGAGAACAGGCUGCAAGAACUUUCCGUACCCUUUGAGUCCACACUGGUCUUCCCUGAAGUUGCGUACAGUUCAAAUGAUUUCAGUUGCUUGAAAGACGGACCUGGAAGGCUGAUAAGGACGGUUACAGAACCUACGGUAUCUGUUGCAGAAGGUCGUGGUUUGAAUGAGGCCAUUGAAGGAGAGGAGAGCACAUUUACUGUGAUUACAAAAGAUAUCAGGGGACGAAUAGUUUAUAGCGAAAUCGAUCAGGUCAAUGUUGAUAUAAUCUCCAUUAGUACCAAAGCAAUUUUGACAGCCAGCUUGACUGACUUAAAAAAUGGACAAUAUCUAGUAAAGUACAGAAGUGAAACAGCAGAUGACUUCAAAAUAUCUGUUACAGUCCGAGGUGAAGCCAUCGAGGACAGUCCAUUUAGAUUACGAGUGAGAAAGAGAGAAACACAGACAUUUUGCCAGGUAUCAUCUUUCUUUUCUGAAAACUUCCAUGUUAUUCAAAAUAGAGGAGCAGUAUUCAUAUAAGUAUUGACUAAAUGAGUCUGAAAUAUUUGAACAAAGGUUAUUUCUUACAGCUUUUUAUGGCUACCUAGGUGGAAUGAAUUAAAUAUUGCCAGCUUUUACUUGGGGUAGAAGAACACAGAAAAUGUCAUCACAAUGGAAUGUGCUGCUCAUAAAAUCAAUCACUUUAGAGUAACCUUUAGUAGAAAAUGUGUGAUGAGUGAUUAUUCUACUCGCAUGUAUCUUAACUUGCUAGUGUGGAAGUGUUAAAAUCUGGAAAUAUGCAAAUAAGUCUCUACCUUACUCACAUUUAUCUUAAGUUUGGAAGAUCGAAAAUCUGGAAAUAUGCAAAUGAGUCCAUCUUACUCACUUUUAUCUCAACUGGGUAGUGUGGAAGUGUGGAAGUGUGGAAGUGUGGAAGUCUGGAAAUAUGCAAACUAGCCUAUCUGCAAAUUAGUCAAUCGUCCACCAUCUUGGAUUUUGAACUUCACAUAAAGAUAAGGCUUGGAAUGCAUCAAAACUGAUUUGAACACCCUGUCUAAUGAUAGAUCAAGUACUCUACUACUAUAUUUUGAACAAUGGAAUCUUUAUUUAGGGUAAUUUUGAGUUAUGUACCCUGAAGUUGGACAGAUUCUAUCUGGCAAUGGUAAGAAAUUAGGGAUGGCAAUAAUUUUACUUUUCACAGUUGUUCUAAAGUAAAUUAAUUAUGAGAAAGCUAUCUUUACAACUUUCUUUUUUCACUUUUAACAAAGGCAUUUAUAAGAGCUAUGCUUUAAGAGCCUAGUGCUUACAAUCUGAAUGAGUCUGGAUCAAUGCAUGUGGCUACCAGUUGUGUUGCAUCUGAAUUAACAAACGUGUAAAAUGACAUUGCCUCACAAUUCAUGGCUCAUUUUAAUUUCUUGUAGUGAUGUGCAUAUAAACACUUCAGUAAAUUACACCGCAUGUCUCUGAUCUUAUGCUAUUUUGUUCAACAUGUAACUCUUUUUUUUUUCCUCAUUUUUGUGGCCAAAUUGUUUAUACUGAUCUUGUAAACAGGAGUUUGUUGGUGAAUGUUGCCAUCAUUAGUCAUACUGGUGAGCUGCACACUCAAUCUUUCAACAAGGGUGCUGUAUUCACUUAACAAAGAUAACUAUACAAAAAUUAGUUUUGAUUUUUUUUAAGAACUCCUGAAACAAAGUGUUGAAAUAAAAGGGCUUCUUGCUGUACUCAAUUCAUAUUUCAUCAAGAGACUUUGUUUUGGGAGUUCUAUAGGAGUCAAGUUGCAUUUUAUUUGAUUUGUUCAACUCUUGACCGGAAUAAUAAGAGAGACAUGGCUGAAAAUCAUCUCUUCCUUAAAUAGAGCCACUUCAAAAUAAAAAAAAUUUGAGAUAAAUUUAUUCAGCUUGUAAUGUUUUUAAAAAACAGUAUGCCUGAAUGAAAUGUGUUUAACUCAUGUUUAUAGAUAGUUUGUUGAUAUUACAAUAUUUUUCACUUAAUUUAGUUCAGACUUCAUUACCUGCUGUGGCAUUUAACCCUUUAACUCCCAUGGGUGACAAAGACAGAAUUUCUCCUUACAGUAUCAACACAGAAUCAAGCAGACAAGUGAGGAGAAUAGAAAAAAAAACUUAUUUAGGGGACUACAAGUUGAUCCAAUACAAAAUUCUCUAAAUUGAAAUCAUGAGUACUUUAUGGCAGACAGUAGGGAGAAUUACUAAUGAGAUCUUGGGAGUUAAAGGGUUAAUGGUCCCUUAUGGAUGUAAAUAAAUCUGUCUCAUUCACAAAAAAAAUUGAAACAAAAUUUUUCUAAGCAACUUGGUAAAUCAUUACUUCCAAAUCAAUUCCCAAUAAUGUAAAUUGCUAGUUGCUGCCUGAAUUUUAAAAAGUGACAUUCUACUAAAAGAGAGUCACACAUUAGUGGAAAACCCAGUCAAAUGAUGGGGUGAGAAGUGACUGGGAUUGAAACAAAGUAUACUAAUUUUUGUUUAGUUAUCUUUGUGAAGUAAAUACAGCAGUCGAUCGCGUUGAAAGAUUGAGUGUGUAGCUCACCAGUAUGACUAAUGAUGGCAAUUUUCACCAACAAACUCCUGAUUACAAGAUCAGAAAACAAUUUGGCCACAAAAAUGAGGAAAGAAAAGAGUUACAUGUUGAACAAAAGAAGCAUAAGAUCAGAGUCAUGCUGUGUAAUUUACUGAAGUGUUCAUAUAAAAAUCACUACAAGAAAUUAAAACGAGCCAUGGAUUGUGAGGCACUGUCAUUUUAUGCAUGUUUGUUGAUUCAGAUGCAACACAACUGGUAGCCCCAUGCAUUGAUCAAGACUCAUUCAGAGUGUAUGCAAUGGGCUUUUAAAGCAUAGUUCUUAUAAAUGCCUCUGUUAAAAGCGAAAAAAAACAAAAGUUGUAAAGAGAACCUUCUCGCAAUUAAUUUACUCCAAAACAGCUGUGAAAGGUAAAAUUAUCGCCACUGGUGAUUUCUUAUCAUGGCUGAAUAAAAUUUUUUCAACAUCAGAGUACAUAAUAUAAAAUUACCCAUAAACAGAGGUUCUAUUGUUUAAAAUAUAGUGAUGGAAAACUUGAUCGCUCACUGAAUGGGGUGUUCAAAUCAGUUUUGAUGCGUUCCAAACCUGAUAUUUACGUAAAGUACGAAAUCCAAGAUAGACAAAUUUGCAUAUUUCUAGAGUUCCAAACUUCCAAACUACCACACUACCAAAUUAAGAUAAAUGUGAGUAAGGUAAAGACUCGUUUGCUUAUUUCCAGAUUUCCGAACUUCCACACCAUCACACUACCAAGUUGAGAUAAAUGUGAGUAAGAUGGACUCAUUUGCAUAUUUGCAUAUCAGCAUAUUUUCGAACUUCCAAACUUCCACACUACCAAAUUAAGAUAAACGUGGGGGAGGCAAAGACUCAUUUGCUUAUUUCCAGAUUUUCGAACUUCCACACUACCAAGUUGAGAUAAAUGCGAGUAAGAUGGACUCAUUUGCAUAUUUCCAAAAUUUCCAAACUUCCACACUUUCACACUACCACACUACCAAGUUAAGAUAAAAGUGAGUUUGGUAAAGACUAAUUUGCGUAUUUGCAGAUUUCCACUCUUCCACACCACCAAGUUGAGAUACACGCGAGUAAGCUAAUUACAUAUUACACAUUUUCACGUUUCAAAGUUACUCAAAGGUGAUUAAUUUUAUGUGCAGCACAUUCCAUUGUGAUAACGUGUUCUUUGCUCUUUUACCCCAAGUAAAAGCCGUAUUGCCAGAGUAAUUUUUUCUCUGAAUCACCAAAGUUCCCCCAGAUCUCUUCUCAGAAUUUACUUUAUCUUCUUUUCAACUAAUAUUACGUUAACGCAAUCAAAAAGGGGAAGCUUCUUGGCGAUCUGAGGAAUGACGGCGAAAGGGCAAUAGAUGCGAACCCAUCAGAGUUUGCCAGGGUCACCUUAAGUAAAGAUGUACUGGAAGCCUACCUAGGUGAGUAUGUUCCACUAAGCGCCUCUCUCUAGUAAGCGCCCCUAUUGCGUACGGACCCUCAUUCCAAUAAGCGCCCCCAAUUCUUUUUCAGCGUUAGCACUGCUAGAAUAAAAUCUACAUUCCCUACCUUUAGUAUGCGAAUAUUCACUAUACAGCUUCUUCUACUCUUCAUCUUUAGAUAGACAUCAAAGCUUUGUUUCGCACAUUCUGCUGUUUCCCAGAAAAGAAGUAAGCGCCUAUUUCCAACUAGCGUCCAGGACGCUAAAUCGAAUUAUUACGGUAUUUUCUAUUUUGCUCUGCGUAUCCAUGCAAAGAGCAAUUAUAGGAUAAGUGAAACAACCUCCAUUCCGCAUAUGUUUACUCAUUUUCACUAAAAACAUUUAUUCAAAAGACGCUCUACUAGUUGCUUCGUUUGUCAGCUUCUAGAGGUGAUUUCAAGUAGGCCUGUUUUGAAAAAUAGCUUUCAGUUGAUGUCGCAUGAAAGAGAAAAAAUAGUGUUGUAGUUCUAAGCAUACAUGCUUUCUUCGUGGCUUUAUAGGGAGGGUCAAAGUUUCAGUCUCUCGAGGAGACCUUACUACCGAAAAGGUUGAUGCUAUUGUUAACGCCUCCAAUGAAACUCUUCGACACGAUAGUGGUCUCGCCAAGGCCAUUCUUGACAAAGGUGGAAAAUUAAUUAGCCAAGAAUCGAACAAGAUUAUUAAGAAGCGCAGAUCUUUGAAGGAAGGUCAAGCAGUGUCAACUAAAUCAGGAGAUUUACCGUGUAAGUUGGUCGUUCAUGCCGUAGGGCCAGAGUAUCGAAGAAUAGGAUUAACCCAGAGUAAAGAAGUUCUCCGCCGAGCCUGUCUUAACAGUUUGAGAAUCGCACAAGAAGAGAAGUUGACCUCCAUUGCUUUACCAGCGAUCGGUUCUGGCACUAAUGGCAUGCCCAAAGACGCCUGUGCUGAGGUGAUGUUUGAUGUCGUCGACGAAUUUAUUCGACAAGGAGAUCCUAAGAAGAAAACAAUCACUGACGUCAGAUUCGUGAACAUGGAUGAUGCCUCUUUUCAAGCAUUCAGGAAAGAGCUCAUCUCUCGAUAUGGCCACACGGGAGACGACGGACGUGGAUCUUUCCACUGGAGUGCAACUGGUGCUGAAGUUACUGAUUCAUACAUGCUCCCGCCAAAACGAAAUCUUGACAGAAACAAGGACAAGAGUUCCGAGGCUAAUGGUGCAUUAGCAAAGUCUAGGGAUGUAUCUGGAAGCCGUUAUUUCGAAACCAAUUUUUAUCACCCGCUGGAUGUCACGGCUUCUGGUUGUCCAUUGCUUCCAAAAUUUUCUUACAGUGGCGCUGUUAAGAAAUCUACAGAUUUUAAUUCUGAAGAAAAGAAGAUGGGGCUUACCCUUCCCCCUGAGGAAAAUAAAGCUCAGACGGACGAUAAAGAAGAUGGUAAGAAAGGCAAAGCGGGUAGGCUGAGUGAAGCUGAAUGUUGUAUAAAAGAUAUAUUUAGAUAGAAUCACUGACUAAGGAAUAGUAAGGUUUUUUGUCAAAACGUGUCUUCUCAGCAGAAUCUUGCCAGUUGUACCCAAAUGUGGUAGGAUAUAAACCAGAGAGAUAAACACAGUGAUGCUAUUAGUUUAAAUGAAUUGCAAUGUAUGAGUUUUCAUUAAGAACUAACGCAACAUGAAAAUUUAACUGUAAAGGUCUUUGUGUGUUAAGGUGUGGAAACGAGAGGACCUUUAGUAUUCCCAGACAAAUCUAAAAGCAUUUCUCGUUUAUCUUCGCUAUUAGAUCCCUGUCCCAUCUGUCUUGAUACUUUAACGAAACCACGGAAAUUGAAGUGCAGACACACCUUCUGUUCGAAGUGCCUUAAAGAAGCUUUGGAUACAUACAAUAAAUGCCCAGUGUGCCAAGAACCGCAAGGUGUCCUUCAAGGAAACCAGCCCCCUGGAAUGAUGCGAUUUCGUACUGAUCGUUACAGUGUUCCAGGAUAUGAAGGUAAAUAAACAAUCACACCUUACCACUUGCUUUUAAAACAGCUGAAUAUCACACUUUUUGAAGCAUAAUCGUUUUGCUCAGUGACAGCUUGAAAAAAGUGAACUAUGAAGCACUACAAAUAUGAGGUAUCUAGUCCUAUAUAUUGUGAUGCAAUGUAUUGUCUUAAUCCAGAGAUGUGAAUAUGAUGACUACGUUAAAUGUACUAACAAGCUUUUGGGGUAAUGAUUUAAUGAUUUUAAUAUGCAGUUACCUUUUUACGUAUGUAAUUGUAUGAGAGUGGCCCAGUUUUAAAACGACGAUAAUCUCGACAUCUCUCCAAUGAGACAUUAUUGAUGUUUAUGGCGACGGCAAAUCGCUAAAAUUAACUCUGAUUUUGCUCGUAUCAACGCCGUAGAAAGAUGGCUAAAAUCCGCUGAUAUGAAAUUAAAUGGUAUUUCUAACGAAUGAGUCUGCGAAUAAGGCAGAAAUAGAUAUUUUGUCGGCACGAGAUACGACAAGGCCUGGGCCUUAGGCCCGAGCAUCAUGGGUAAUGAUGCAGUGGUAUAUAAGGGAAAGUAUAGCACGUGAUGUCCAUCUAGGCCUCAGAACCAACCGUUCACCUCUGGCUGAUGACAAAUUUAUUUUAGUUUGAAAACAUAUUUUCUUUAGCUGUGAAGCCUCGUAGGAUGGGCUGCCAACUGCUCUGAGUUUGGGCCAUGGUUCCUACCCAGAUUUCCUGUCAUGUUUUUCCCCAAAGGGGUUUUUUCUGGCAGGUUUUUUCUGGCCUCUGUAUAACCGUAGUUAUGUCCUUGUAAGCGGUUGCCCAUCUCUGUUAAUCCAGACUUGGUGAAGUUUGCAUGUUAGUAAUGUAUACCUUUUUUUAAUGUGUAAGGAAUUGACUGUGUAUCAGGAUUGUAUAUGUUGCAAAGAUAUGUAUGUAUGCAUUCCCCGGGCUAUAUAUGCCUCGGGUUGGUUCUCGGCAGGCUUCCCUAAAUGAACUUAUUUGGUGUACACUACUGUGUUAUUUGUUGUGUAGUGGAGACAAAAUUGGAAAUUUGCUUAUAAAUCCCUUAUGGAAAACUUUAGAGCAGUGAGAUGGUUUAAUAAACCAAAAUUGACAGACCACGAGUACAAUUUUUUCCUACCGCAGUUGAUGUAUCAGUCAAAUAUUGUAAAUCAAGAAUAGAAACGGCUUAAACUAGCCAGCAACAAGUUUAAUUUAUAUCGUUUGCCGUGUGCCUUAAACGCCUUGCUCAGCUUCUCCAUCAGUGUCCUAAAGGGGGAGUAGUAGCUGAGUGUUCCGUCGGGGAAAAGGUCGUGAACUUGGAUUUUACAUAAUCUUUUUUUAAGUCGACAAUGUUUCUGGUAUUUAUUCCCUAAAGAUAAACCCCUGGGUUAAAAUAAAUACCGUUAACAUUUCAAUACUUUUGCGUCUGAAGAUGGUAUAAUUGUCUCGUUUACGUUGACAACAAAUUUAUCAAACUUAUCUUUCCCUCUGAAGGUCACGGCACGAUAGUCAUUGAUUACCACUUUCGGUCAGGAAUUCAAGGAAAGGAACAUCCUCACCCCGGGCAGCGGUUUGGAGGCACGACUCGCCAGGCAUAUCUUCCCGACACGCGUGAAGGAAGAGAGGUGUUACAGCUUCUGAGGAGAGCCUUUGAUGCUCGCUUGGUGUUUACCAUUGGUACAUCAAAUACUACAGGCCUUCCAAAUCAAAUAACUUGGAAUGAUAUUCAUCACAAGACUAGCUUGAGUGGAGGAACGUUUGCGUAAGUAGGAGAAAAACAUAAUUACUAAUCCAUUUAUCAGUAAUUAAUCAGUUGAUGCUUGAAUCAGGAAAGAAGAAGUUAGUUGUUUUCUCUUAAAUUUGUGAAUUUCCUUGUUAACAUAUUAAUCUCUAAAUGCUUUUGAUGUCUUGAUUAUUGUAGCUACGGUGAUUUUUUUCAGACAGUGCCAGGAAUCACUUCUCACAGAUACUACAUCUAUACCCAUACACUGAGUUAUUAGAACAAACCUGAGUUAAAAAAAGUUUUAGUGUUUGAUCUUUUUUUUAUGGCCUCCUCCACUGACAAAUCAGAAAACGCGCGUUUCAAAAGUAUGUGAGGUUUUCUGGCGUCGUCGGUCAUUCAAAUGAUUUAAGACCACAUGUUUCUUAGAGUUAAAUGACUGCAUGGUAUUAGUCAACAGAUUAUCUUUUUGCAUUAGUUUAUCUUCGCAAAAUUUAUCGAAUUUUACCUAACGUUUGGAGUAUAGCUAUUAUACUUUUGAACUAAAAACAACGAAUUUUUAGUAAAAAUUGGACUGUUCCUUACUUGCACUCAUAAUUAACGUUUUCAAUUUCUUUAUUUAAAGGUUUGGAUAUCCCGACCCAGAUUACCUGAGGAGAGUCAAAGAGGAGUUGGCUGCCAAGGGAAUCCGCUGA
Molecule: messenger RNA, 9287 nt
Organism: Pocillopora meandrina
Lineage: Eukaryota; Metazoa; Cnidaria; Anthozoa; Scleractinia; Pocilloporidae
Source: the annotation of a GenBank genome assembly